This is a messenger RNA of Xenopus laevis (African clawed frog), 4382 nucleotides long. It is a transcript of the gene naip.5.L, whose product is annotated as baculoviral IAP repeat-containing protein 1. The record is from RefSeq and is a predicted model, not a curated record. NCBI's taxonomy places the organism in Eukaryota, Metazoa, Chordata, Amphibia, Anura, Pipidae. The transcript is spliced from 12 exons. The coding region runs from base 238 to 4122 and encodes 1294 amino acids.
GACGGUUUCACUUUCAAUCUUUGCUGGUAAAUAACUUCAUUUUCUCCUCACUGAGCAGCACAGAAUGAAGCGGUGACACUGUGGAUAUUGAGUUAAGGGUGGGCGUGCCCUAACAGUCCUUGCCAGAAGCUCAGUAGGAGGAGGACAGCAAAUCACAACCCUGCAGUCACAUAAGUAAAGACAGGCUUCAGUUCCCUAUCAGGAUUAUACAGCAGCUAUUCCUAGUAUUUUCAUAACAUGGAGAAUCAAAUGUCUCAGAGUGAAAAUUUGGACCUAACCAACAUAUCAGAAUUUGACUCAGAUUUUCAGCCAGUGCUGCCAUCAUCAUUCAAGGAUAUUGACCUGAAGACAUUUAUCUUAGAGAUGGAAGAAACCCACAGACAAAUACGACAGCAGAUGCCUAAAGGACCAAACUACUUGAUGAGAAGUGAAUCCAAGAGGCUAAAAUCCUUACUAACCCUGGUGCCCACAUCUACUUGGUCUCCAUGUGAACUUGCUGCUGCUGGAUUCUACUUUACUGGAAUCAGUAACAGUUCUCAGUGUUUCUGCUGUGGGUUAGUUCUGUGCAGGCAGUCUUUAACCACAUCACCAAUGCAGAAGCACAAGAAAUGUAAUCCCAGUUGUGGAUUUGUACAAGGCAAAGAUGUCGGGAAUAUUUCAAAAUAUGAAGUACGUUUGCAGCCUUUGGAGCCUAAUGGAAGACUUGAGAAAGAUGCAAUGAAAAGUGAAGAGCGUAGGCUAGGCACCUUUAAGGGCUGGCCUGUGUAUGCUGCAGUAGAGCCCCAAGCUCUUGCACAUUCUGGAUUUUAUUUCACAGGAAGGAGAGACACAGUGCAGUGCUUCUCAUGUGACGGCUGUUUGGGAAACUGGGAAGAAAAUGAUGACCCUUGGAAAGAACAUGCAAAGUGGUUCCCAGAGUGUGUAUUCCUGCGUAGUGAAAAAUCUGAAGCUGAAAUCAGUCAGUAUAUUGAUAAUUACUGUGGGUUCCACCAUUUUCCCGGUAUGUCUUUCUGUGAUAUUUAUGGCAAAGGAGUGCAGUGUUCACAAAAAGAAACAGCAAUUGAAAAAGAAAUCAUACUUUUGAAGAGCCAGCUCAUUAAAUCUUAUAGCAAUCCAACGUUUCACAGAAUAUCCUCCUUCGGAGAGUGUGUUGAUCCUAUUGUAGAUCUGAAUUCAGUGUUUGCUGACAUAGCUGUCAGUAGAAAAAACACCAGAAAUCAGCCUUUGGAGCAGCUCACAUUACCUGAUAUUCUGUCAGACCUGAGGGACAUCACCAUGAUUGAAGGUGAAGCCGGCAGUGGGAAAACAGCUCUGCUCAAGAAGAUAGCCAUUCUCUGGGCUUCAGGGACCUGUCCCAUGUUAAGCAGGUUUAAGCUGGUGUUUUAUAUCUCUGUUACCUCCAUUGACAACGACAGUUCACUAGCUGACAUAAUUUGCAAACAGUUGUCUGCAACUGCUGUAUAUCUCCCUAAAGAGACUUUGGCAGAGAUGAUGAAGCAGUUAAAGAACCAGAUCUUAUUCCUCCUAGAUGACUAUGGUUUCAAUGACACCACUCCAGAAGCCAUAGAUGAGAUUUUACUAAAGAACCACGUCAAUUUGUUAAGUUUGGCCGUCAGUGUGCGCACAGACAAAGGAAAGAAGCUACGUCAAUAUGCAAGAACCAUACUGGAAAUCCAGAAAUUUCCUUUAUAUAGCACUAUCUACUUGGUCAAGAACUUGUUCUUACACGACGGUGAACGCGUGAAAGCAUUCUUUAUUGAACUGGAAACAUAUAAAAAUUUACAGGCUGCCCUUCACGUCCCUCUCAUGACUCUUUCUCAGUGUUCCUAUUGGGUUCAGAAUCCACACGAGCGUUCAUUUUGUGAAAGAGAUGUUUUUGAAGCAUAUUUGAACUAUAAUAUGCAAAAAGUUUCUUGGGACACCAACAGAAUAAAUUGUGUGAUAAUGUCCUGUGGAGAUCUUGCCCUCCAUGGGGUCUUCCAUUCAUGCUUUGACUUUACAGAAGAAGACCUCUGUACAUUUGUUGUGGAUAUUGAUGAUGCCAUAACACUCGGACUUUUAAGCAAAUUCUCAGCCCAGAGGCUUCGUCCAGUCCACCGCUUUAGUAAUAAUUUGUUCCAAGAGUUCCUGGCUGGAAAGAGGAUGAGUGAAUUAUUGGAAUCUGAGGAACAGGAAAAAGUGGACAGAGGGCUUCAUUACCUGCACCGUGUGAACACUUUUCUCAAGUUGCAAGGGCCGUACAGUUAUCUUUUGAAAUAUGCUAGCAGGAUUUCCCCAAAAGCAACAGUAAAGAUAAUGUCCCACUUGUUCAGUUUCUAUGAUAACAAAGAUGCUCUGGAUUGCCACUUCGAUAACAGAGAUCACUUACAGAGGUACCCAGAGCUUCAGAUAAUGGAAAGGUUGUUAAUAUUUCUGCUAAGUGUUGGAGACUCAGAAUUUUGCAUGAAUCUAUUGCUAACAUUUGCUGUUAAAGCCGCGGUUGACAGUCGGUGCUUAUCAGAAUGCGCUCCUGUCAUCUUGCAGUUUUUAAGAGGCAAAAACAUUACUUUAGAUCUCAAUCCAAUAUCCGGGGAUAGCAAUAGCAGCUUAUUUUAUUUUAUGGAGAAAUACCCAGAAUGCAUUGCUUUGUUGAGUUGCAUUACCUGCCGCAUAAACCCGAGGAAAUUUCCUGACGCGCCGGAUUUUUCAACAAUGUCGCAGACUUUUGAAAACUAUGGCGUUCCUACAGUGGAGCAAGAUUACUCUGCUGCGUAUCUUUCCAUGAAUGCUUUACUUGAAGAGAAACAAAAGGAAAUAAAUCAGUCAAAUGAAACACUGUCAUAUUUUCCACAGACUAUUCAAAUUAGUGACUCAGUUAUCAAGGCAUUUUCAUCCCUUCGGGGCCACAAAGCUCCAGUUUUCAAACUAGUCACAAACAACAUUUGCCAACUUGCUCCAAGUGAAUGUGAAAAACUCAGAAUUCUCUUUUCAGUAUCGGAUCACAUAAAGCUUGAGCUGAACAAGAGCAAUGGCUUUGUUAGAAAUAUUAUGCCAGUCAUUGAGCAGUACCUGAGUUCUUUUAAAGAAUGCACUAUAUGUAAUACAUAUCUGUGCAAAGAGGAACAGGAACUGUUGCUUAGGAUGGCAUCCUUGGAAACCCUAGAGUUUGGAAACGUAAGGGCAAUACCACAACCAGAAUCCCUAAUUUCUGGUGUGCACAGAUUUAUGUGCUUGAAGGAACUUUCGAUAAAUCUGCCGACGUACCCAGAAUUUAUAGAACAUAUACCGGAUGAGUUCGGAAGACUGAACAAGAUAAAAAAGCUUGCACUUUGCUGUGAUUUUGCUCAUGGUUCAACAAGGUUUGCUCAGUUCAUUAGGAACUUUGGAAAACUGGAAGUUCUACAGUUAAAUUGUGAAAGUUUCCCUGAUUUCAAUGGUCUGAUGACUUCACUCACAUACUGUAAUGAUCUGAAAGAAUUAAGUUUCUCUGAAUCAAAUCUUAAAGAAGAUGAUUUGGCUUCAUUAGCACAAACAAUGGCAUAUUUUAAAUCACUGAAAGUUCUGAACUUGAAAAGUCAAAAAAUCCUAUCCUCGGAUGUCGCAGAAACAUUGGUCUGUGCUCUGGGUUCCCUGGUUCACCUGGAGAAGCUAUUUUUACCAGAAGGGGAUGGGAUGGUUAAAGCCGCAAACCUUCUGAUAGGGCAGUUACACAAUUAUCCAAACCUCCAACAUCUCACUAUGUCCAAAAUUCUAAAUGAUGAAAGCAUUGAAGAGUUAGGAGGUGCAGCGCAAUCUGGUUACCUGAAAAAGCUUUGCCAGCUUGAGCUGGAUAUAAAUAACAAUGUCACUGAAUCUGGAUGGAGAGCAUUUUUCCAGAAAGUAGACAACAUGCCAGAGCUAAGCCUUCUGAAUAUAAACCGGAUGUACACCCACUCUAUAAAGUCUCACCCGACCACCGUUACAUCUUUUGUACAAUGUGUAUCCAGACUGCCAAGUCUGACGACGACCCUGAUGCUUGGGUGGCUGCUGGAUGAAGAGGACUUAAAUAUGUUUAAUGCCAUGAAGGAAAAGCACCCUCAGUCUAAAAGCCUAACUAUACACUGGCAGUGGUACUUGCCUUUUCCACCAAAUAUAAAGGAGUAGAAUCAUACUUUUUCUUUAACUGCUAACAAAUCUAGGCCCUUUUAAGCUGCAAAUGGAAUGUUCGAGUCUUGGCUAUUUGCUAUCAUCUGCAGCUGCAUGGAAUCUGAUCUAUACCAACACAAAAGGAAAAAGGUCCCUCCAUGAACAUCCCCAUUAUUGAAUAGAUCUACAUUGGCACACUUAUCUGGGUUUUAAAGGAGAAGGAAAACAGUUUAUUGCCAAUAGAUUAGCCACAAUAUUUAUUCUGUAGAAUGCUUUAC